AUGUUUAUUGGAAAAGACCCAUUUGUGUCACUAGUGUUACCCAGUUCCCCAAAACAUCAGUCUGAAAACUCACAGGGAACUGUGAGAUACUCAGUUAGUCCCACUGUGUAUGGAGUUUCAGCAUAUAUUUCCUAUGGCCCUAGUGUAAUUAGGACAGGAUUUUAAAAACACCAUCCUAAGCAUGGCAAAGACACACCUCACUCAUUGACGUGUUUUCCUGUUCCUGGGUCUCAUCCAUAGGGCAGAGCUGCUGGCUGGAGCCUUCUAGAGAAGGACUGUGCUGAAAUAAGCAGAUGAAAGAGCAUGUUUCCCUCUGCAAAGCAUUUUUCAUCAAAUGCUUUCAUGUUUAUUACCAGCCUCACCCAGGAUGCCUUUGUGGCAUUUCACAAUGAUAAGUCUCUGGUGAAAAAAUACUUGAAAUCUCUGCUGAUCGGGGAAUUGGCACCAGAUCAACCCAGCUUUGAGUCUAAUAAAAAAAAAUCACUUUUAGAGGAUUUUCGUGAGCUGCGCUGCACUAUUGAGAAGAUGGGACUUCUGAGGCCAAAUUACACCUUUUUCUUCCUGAUCUUCCUUCACCUCCUGGUAUUGGAUGCUGCAUCCUGGCUUGUGGUUUGGUACUUUGGGAUAUCCUUAGUGCCUUUCGCAGUUGGCAUGGCGUUCUUCAGUAUUGCUCAGAUCCAGAUGGGCUGGUUCCAACAUGAUCUGGGGCACUGCUCUGUCUUCAGGAAGCCUAAAUGGAAUCGACUUCUGCAGAUUGUUGUGAUAAAUGUUCUGAAGGGGUUGCCAGCCAGCUGGUGGAAUCACCUGCACAACCAGCACCAUGCCAAACCCAACUGCUUCCGCAAAGACCCUGACCUCAACAUGCACCCUCUCCUGUUCAGCUUGGGAAAGACACUCUCCGUGGAGCUUGGAAAAAAGAAGAAGAAGUUCAUGCCUUACAAUUAUCAGCAUAAGUAUUUCAUCUUAUUGGCCCCACUCGCACUUGUACCCUUCUUCCAGCUGUCUACAUUCUACUUCGCAAUCAGGAGGAAAAAGUGGUUGGACCUGUUAUUGGUUGUGUCUUUCAACGUUCGAGUCUGUCUCAUGUAUAUUCCUUUAAUGGGAUUUAACAACUUCAUGGUGUACUAUUGGCUGUCCAGGUACAUAGAGAGCACCUGGUUUAUUUGGGUGUCACAGAUGAAUCACAUUCCAAUGGACAUUGGUUAUGAUAAGAACAAAGACUGGGUAUCUACUCAGCUCCAUGCAACAUGCAAUGUGAAACAAUCUUUGUUCAAUGACUGGUUCACUGGGCAUUUGAACUUCCAAAUUGAGCACCACCUUUUCCCCACAAUGCCUCGACACAACUACUGGAAAGCAGCUCCUCUGGUGAAAGCCCUUUGUGAUAAGCAUGGCAUUCAGUAUAAAAGCAAGACUUUACUGACAGCCUUCCUAGAUAUUUUGCAUUCACUGAAGGAUUCUGGGGAGCACUGGCUUGAAGCAUAUCUGCAUGGAUAGAAACUGGCAACUGUCAAAGGGAACCUCUUCACCAGACAACUGCUGCAAAGAGUCAGCACAGAAAAACAGUGUGUGUGUGUCUUCUGGCAUAGAAACUCUGGAGCUGGGAAAAGAUAAUUUCAAUAAGAAUGGGUGGGAAAGUGGCUUAAAGAUACAUUUUUUCUUGUUCCUAACCAUGAACCUCUCUUUUUCCUGCUCUCAGUCUCUGAAUUUAGAGCCAUAAUGAAAUGGGCCUUUAAACUGGGGAGAAGUAGCUCUUGACUCAGCUUGAACAGAUUACUUCAUUGGAGGUGCCAGCUCAUUGCUUAUGGAAAAAGUUUGAAAGGAAAUUCUUCAUAGAGUCAUAGAAUCAUAGAUUGGUUUGGGUUGGAAGGGACAUUUAAAGAUCAUCUUGUCCAAAACCCUGCUGUGGGCAGGGACAUCUUCUACUAGACCAGGUUGCUCAAAGCCCUAUCCAACCUGACCUUGAACACCUCCUGGGAUGAGGCAUCCAUGACUUGUCUGGGCAACCUGUGCCAGUGUCUCACCACCUUCACAGUAAAAAUUUUCUUCCUUAUAUCUAAUCUAAGUCUACU
Molecule: messenger RNA, 2069 nt
Organism: Tyto alba (common barn owl)
Lineage: Eukaryota; Metazoa; Chordata; Aves; Strigiformes; Tytonidae
Product: acyl-CoA (8-3)-desaturase
Exons: 12
Coding region: 304-1494 (396 amino acids)
Biological process (GO): lipid metabolic process
Cellular component (GO): membrane
Molecular function (GO): oxidoreductase activity, acting on paired donors, with oxidation of a pair of donors resulting in the reduction of molecular oxygen to two molecules of water
Source: RefSeq, a predicted model, not a curated record